AUGCUCCUCGGGACGAAAAGCAUAUUUAAAAGAAUCAAAUUUUGUUGUUACAUAAUUAUUCAAUCAACAUCGAUUAAUUUUAUGGCCAACUAAUCAUCGUGUCCGAACGACCGGCGCGUAAUGUUUAUUUUUCAUCGCGAAAUUUCAUUGAUUUCCAGAUUACGUCAGAUGAAACGAAACGGUCUCGGGUCUAGAUUUAUUCGAAACGUCAGACCGUGGAAUUAAUUAUGUUUUGGCCGGGAAUUGAUGUUUUCAAGUUACGGUUCGAAAAUUGAUCGAAUAAACAUGUUCAUCAUCGUAGCAAUAGAAGGAGGUUAUUUCAAACCAAGAUUUGUUUAUUUCACAACUGCUGUCCCUCCACAGGAGAUGAAAAACCAGGUUCACUAAGGAAAAAAUUCCGUAACUCCAUACGAUAAUGACAAAAAAAUUCGAGUUUGAUUGGCAUAUACCUGUACCCGAAUGCCUUCUGACCGGUUGUGUAUUCGAUAGAUGGACAGAGGAAAAGGAUAAUACUGAACUUGAACAGAAGGCACUUUUUAAAGUUGAUCAGUAUGGAUUUUUCAUCUAUUGGAAAAGUGAGGGAAGGGAGGGUGAUGUCAUCGAACUAUGCCAAGUUAGUGAUAUUCGUGCAGGUGGAUUACCUAAGGAGUCCAGGCUACUCAAUUCCAUCCUGAGUAAACAUGGGAAUGAUGCAGAAGAAAAGUCCCUGACUAUAUGCAGUGGGACAGAUUAUAUAAAUAUCAGUUAUCAGCAUUUAAUCUGUCCCAGUGCUGAAACUGCUAAGGAGUGGCAAGCUGCCUUGAGGAGCAUAACUCACAACAACAAAAUGGCUAAUAUUUGUCCCAGAACUGCAUUGAUGAAACACUGGAUGAGACUCACAUUUACGGUUGACGCGAAAGGCAAAGUUCCCGUCAAAGUGGUCGCGAGGACCUUCGCAUCUGGAAAAACUGAAAAAUUGGUUUAUCAAUGUUUAUCCGACUUGGGUCUUCCUAGUGGAAAGAACGAUAUCAUCGAACCGGAGGAUUUCGUAUUCGAGAAGUUCUACGCAUUGUAUCAUAAAAUAUGCCCAAGAAACGAUAUCGAGGAACUAUUUCAAACUAUAACGGAAGGUAAAGCGGAAAGUAUGAAUUUGGAUCAGCUAAUCAAUUUUCUGAACGAAAAGCAACGAGAUCCACGGCUCAAUGAAAUUUUAUAUCCUCUCUAUGAUGAAAAAAGAGCGGCUGAAAUAAUAGCAACCUAUGAGCAAAUUGAAGAGAACAUCAAAGAGAAUAAAUUAUCCAAAGAUGGAUUUAUCAGAUAUCUUAUGUCUGAUGAAAACGCUCCAGUAUUUUUAGAUAGAUUAGUCACUUACAUGGACAUGGAUCAACCCCUGUGCGCGUAUUACAUAAAUUCUAGUCAUAACACUUACCUGAGUGGGCGACAAUUUGGCGGCAAAUCUUCAGUGGAAAUGUAUCGACAAGUUUUGCUGGCAGGUUGCAGAUGUGUAGAGCUCGAUUGUUGGGACGGCAAGGGUGAAGACGAAGAACCUAUCAUAACUCACGGAAGGGCGAUGUGCACUGAUAUCCUCUUCAAGGACGUCAUAUAUGCCAUUCGUGAUACAGCGUUUGUCACAUCUGAUUAUCCAGUUAUACUGUCCUUCGAAAAUCAUUGCUGUAAAACUCAGCAAUAUAAACUUGCCAAAUAUUGUGAUGAAAUUUUGGGUGAUUUCUUGCUGAAGGAACCCAUUGAAGAGCAUCCGUUGGAACCUGGUUGUCCUUUACCUCCGCCUUCCGCUUUGAAAAGGAAAAUUCUCAUCAAAAAUAAAAGAUUAAAACCUGAGGUGGAAAAACAAGAGUUGGAAUUAUUCAGACAAGGACAGUUUGUAAUUGAAGACGAGGAGAAAGAAGACGCAAGCGCAUGUACUGAUAGAGCCUUGCCCCCUGAUAUUUCUGCUGAGACACCUGUACCUGACGGAGUGCCUCUACCAGACGGGGAAGCUGUUGCGCCUGUGCAAUACACCGGCUCUACCACCAAUGUCCAUCCUUGGCUCAGUUCUAUGGUGAAUUAUGCCCAACCUGUGAAAUUUCAAGGAUUCGACGUGGCAGAAGAAAAAAACAUUCAUCACAACAUGUCCAGCUUCUCAGAACCGACCGGUUUGAACUAUUUAAGAACUCAGGCGAUCGAAUUCGUCAACUACAACAAAAGACAAAUGUCGAGAAUUUAUCCUAGUGGCGCCAGAGCGAAUUCCUCUAAUUACAUGCCUCAGGUGUUCUGGAACGCUGGCUGCCAAAUGGUAUCCCUCAACUUCCAAACAUCCGAUCUCCCGAUGCAGUUAAACCAAGGAAAAUUCGAAUACAACGGUAACUGCGGUUAUCUGCUGAAGCCGGAUUUCAUGAGGAGACACGACCGUACUUUCGAUCCGUUUGCCGAAUGUCCGGUAGAUGGCGUGAUUGCGGCUCAGUGCUCUGUACAGGUAAUUGCUGGCCAAUUCUUGUCAGAUAAGAAAGUUGGAACUUAUGUAGAGGUAGAUAUGUACGGUUUACCAACAGACACCAUAAGAAAAGAGUUCAAGACCAGAAUGGUACCGGCUAACGGGUUGAAUCCAGUAUAUAAAGAAGACCCGUUUCUGUUCAGAAAAAUAGUUCUACCCGAUCUAGCUGUACUACGAUUCGGUGUAUAUGAUGAAAAUGGGAAAUUGUUGGGUCAGCGCAUCUUACCAUUGGAUGGAUUACAAGCGGGGUACCGUCAUAUUUCUUUGAGAACUGAGGCAAAUUUCCCAAUGUCCCUACCCAUGUUGUUUUGUAACAUCGAAUUGAAAAUUUACGUUCCCGAUGGUUUUGAGGAUUUCAUGGCUGCGCUGAGCGAUCCUCGAGGUUUCAUGGGGGCCCAGAAGAAACAGAACGAACAAAUGUCUUCCAUGGGAAUCGAAGUUACUGAUAGUAAAGACGCGGCAAAAAAGGAAGCCAAAGAAGAGAAGAAAGAAGAGCCAUUAGUUUUCGAGGCUAUCACAAUUGAAACGAUCAAACAAGACAAGGGAUUCCAAAAGACGACGAAGAAACAACAAAAGGAAUACGACACAAUGAAAAAGAAGCAAACUAAAGAAAAACUGGCUGUGCAAAAGUCGCAAUGUAGUGCCAUCGAUAAACUGAUUAAAGGCAAAAACAAGAAUGACCUAGUGAACGAUCCGGCUGUCAGAAAACUAGUGACGGAACAAACCAUAGAAUGGAGCACAUUGAUGGAAAGACAUAGAAAACAGGAGUGGGAAUAUCUGAGAAACCAACUCGAUGACCAACGGGAUGUGUUGAGAAAACACAUGGAACUACUGCAAGCGGCUCAAAUGAAGACACUAGAAGCUAAGCACGAUAGGGAAAAGAAGGAAAUGAACAGUCGUCAAGCAAAAAUUUCUGUAGAAACUGCUAAAGAGGUUGCCAACGACAAAACUUUGAAAACGAAAAAAGAUAAGGAACGCAGAUUGAAAGAAAAACAACAGACCAAUGACAAACGUUUUCUGGACGAACACAAAACCGCAGCUAUAAAGCAAGCGAAGGAGAAAGAAAAGCUUAAAAUAAAACAUGAUAAACAGUUGGAAAUGCUAUCCCAUGACAUUCAAAGGAUGAUCGAUAUGUACAAAAAUGAGGAGUUGGAGUACGAUAUGUCAAGUAAAUGUGAAUUCUUUGCUUGAGAUAACUUUCAAGUUUCAGUAUUUGAUUAUUAAGAUUGUUUAUCAUCAUAGUCCAAUAUUAUCGAUAUUUAACGUUAUUGCCACUAGAAUUCUAAUGGGACCACCUUAGUUGAGUCUCAAUCUGUGAAAACUCAAUAUUUAUUUGUAGUUUUAUUUUAACUAAAGUUUACUGUUAUAAAAUCAGUUACGCUUUGAUGAUUAUAUGAACAGUAGAUAUAAAAGUUAUAGACUGAAUUGAAAUAAUCUCUAAAUUUUAAUCUUCCUCCAACUUUAAAUGAUAGGAUCGAAUUUAUAUUGCAUUUUUUCCUGAUAGUGUUAUUUUAUUUAUUGUAUUAAUGAAAAGGGAAAAAAUUUCAUCCUACAUAUCAGAUAUGUUCCCAUUUUUUCAUUGCGAGUUUACUAAACUGUUAUUGUUGAGAGAAUUGUUGUUUAUAUAAUUUAUGUGUUUUAUUAUUAGAUAAGUUAAGCCUAAAGUGCAUUUAUUCUUUUUUCUUUGUUAUAGGAGAAUUUAACAUAAAUUUUGAUGAAUUCCA
Coccinella septempunctata (seven-spotted ladybird) is the source of this 4194-nucleotide messenger RNA. RefSeq names its product 1-phosphatidylinositol 4,5-bisphosphate phosphodiesterase (gene norpA). Bases 416 to 3661 code for a protein of 1081 amino acids. Lineage: Eukaryota; Metazoa; Arthropoda; Insecta; Coleoptera; Coccinellidae. The record is from RefSeq and is a predicted model, not a curated record. Gene Ontology annotation, molecular function: calcium ion binding; phosphatidylinositol-4,5-bisphosphate phospholipase C activity. The transcript has 18 exons. Gene Ontology annotation, biological process: lipid metabolic process; phosphatidylinositol-mediated signaling.